This is a messenger RNA of Pogonomyrmex barbatus (red harvester ant), 1974 nucleotides long. RefSeq names its product lysosomal dipeptide transporter MFSD1. Gene Ontology annotation, molecular function: transmembrane transporter activity. The record is from RefSeq and is a predicted model, not a curated record. Gene Ontology annotation, biological process: transmembrane transport. Lineage: Eukaryota; Metazoa; Arthropoda; Insecta; Hymenoptera; Formicidae. Gene Ontology annotation, cellular component: lysosome.
AUGGAAGGAGACGUGGCGGAAAACUCUGGCAGCGGAAAUCUGGACCGAUCCGAAGAUGAAGCGGCCCUUCAAGGAUGCUGCAGCCCGAAAAAAAUACCCUACCGAUUUUUGGGACUAGCACUCAUGUGUCUGCUUGGAUUCGGUUCAUAUUUUUGUUUCGAUAAUCCUGGAGCAUUGCAGGAUAAUUUUAAAUCUGAUCUGCAUAUGUCAACUAGUACAUUUGUCUUAUUAUAUUCUAUAUAUUCUUGGCCGAAUGUCAUCCUCUGCUUUAUUGGCGGAUUCCUGUUGGACAGCGUUUUUGGGAUUCGGCUGGGUACGAUAAUAUACAUGGGCCUCACAUUGAUCGGUCAAGUCAUUUUUGCAAGUGGUGCUAUGAUUAAUGCUUUUUGGCUAAUGAUGGUCGGUCGAUUUGUCUUUGGAAUCGGUGCAGAAUCAUUGGCAGUAGCGCAGAACAGUUACGCGGUCCUUUGGUUCAAAGGUAAAGAAUUAAACAUGGUGUUUGGGCUGCAGUUGAGCUUCGCCCGAGUAGGAUCGACUGUGAACUUCCUAGUGAUGGAACCAGUAUACAAUUAUGUAUCUCAAUAUUACAAGGGCCCAGAGUGCAUCGGUAUAGUUCUCUUUCUCGCAGCCAUCACUUGCGUCAUUUCGAUGAUAUGUGCUUGUGUGUUGGGUCUCAUGGACAAGCGAGCCGAGAGAUUGCUCCGUCGCGGAGAGGGACAGGAACCGCAAGAAGUUAGUUUGAAGGAUGUCAAGGAUUUCAAGCUGAUCUUUUGGCUGGUCGCGAUCAUUUGUAUCGCUUAUUACGUCGCGAUAUUCCCCUUUAUUGCUUUAGGAAAAGUAUUUUUCGAGCGAAAAUAUGAAUACGAUCCAUCUGCCGCAAAUACAGUAAACUCUCUUGUUUACUCGAUAUCGGCGAUAGCGUCGCCUCUCUUAGGUUACAUGGUGGAUAGAACAGGCAAAAAUGUAUUAUGGGUGUUUAUUAGUAUCUGUAUGACUAUUCUUGCUCAUGGAUUACUCGCUUUUACUUACUUGAACCCUUAUGUAUGUAUGGUUCUUAUGGGACUAGCGUAUUCUAUGCUCGCAAGCAGUUUAUGGCCUCUGAUUGCUCUCGUGACACCAGAGCAUCAACUUGGAACUGCCUAUGGAAUAGCGCAAUCUGUACAAAACUUAGGUCUCGCUGUGGUUUCAAUUGUAGCUGGCAUAAUUGUCGAUAAAGGAGGCUAUUUAAUGCUCGAGAUGUUCUUCCUCGGUUGGCUCUGGAUCUCGUUGAUAACCGCUGGUGCAAUCUGGGUGUUGGACAUGGCAACAAGCGGUGGUUAUCUUAACAUGACGCCAGGACAAAGAGAACGAUACGAGGCAAUUCAAUGCACGCCCGAAAGUUUGGAGCGUGAAAAGUUAUUAUCGUCGGAGUGCACGUCGGAUCUCUCAGCUGACAGUCUUAUGCAGCCACAAUCUGACAUUAGUAUACGAAAUCGUUAUUUGUCUCGCAUUGGCGCAAUGGUACCGCCACAUGCGAUUACACCGAUUCAUCGACCUUUACGAUGAUACGUAUAACUUAGUUGCAAAUUCAUGAAACAAAUAGGUGUGUAAAAAUACUUUCGUCGAAGUGUCUGCUCAUUGUGUCUUCCUACACAGCUUAAUCUGUGAUAAUUUCGUAACGCAAUUUUAUUCAAGAUUUUGUACAAUUCUAUUUAUAUGAACAAAUUCGUAUUAAUCGAAUUGUAAUUGUAUCUUUGAGUCUCGAUCAAUGUCGAUUAUAGUUAUAUAUGUCAAGUUUUUUAAUUAUUUAUGACUUAUUAUAAUAAAUAACUUAUGAUAAUUAUGAAUUAUUAUAUCUUUUAUCAUAGUUAAAAUCGAUGAUGUCAAUCAUUGCCUAUUGUCAUUGUCUAUUUAAAAGCAAAGCGUUGCGAAAUUACUUGUCCAUAAGAUAUAUUUGAUGUGUAUAUUGAUGUAAUAAACGUUCGAUCUCUGCGU